Molecule: messenger RNA, 816 nt
Organism: Paraglomus occultum
Lineage: Eukaryota; Fungi; Glomeromycota; Glomeromycetes; Paraglomerales; Paraglomeraceae
Source: the annotation of a GenBank genome assembly
AUGUAUCAUUUAAUUACCAUAAUAAUAAACGAAUCCACCACUAUCCAGUCGUCCGAUUCUUAUAAACACUGUGUGGGAUGCAGUAGCCCUGCUUUGGACGUACAGUAUAAGUCGACCUCCAAAAGUGAAAUGCAAUUACAAAGUAAAGCCUCCAAGAAAGAAAUUCGAAAACCAAGCUGCACAUCUAGUGAACGUGUUAUCGAUACUUGUGGUCAAGAUAACGGAAAUGGAGGAGAAUCCGUUCGCUCAACCAGCCACGAUAAAUUUAACAUUUUCCACUCGGAGGAACAACAUUAUCUUUUCGGAGCAUCAAUUCGUGACGAGUGGGGAACGACGAAAGAAGAGAGGAGACAGUUAUUCGAAAUGAACAAGGGGCCAGCAAAGAGGAGAGAAGAAAACUACCCGAAAUCGCCGUGCUACUUUGUACUCCCGGACAGUACGCCUAAAUGGAAAUGCAAUUGCUCCAUGCCUUCAGUGUCAAACCGUGAUAGAUUCGACUCAUAUGGCAAUAAUCCGUCCGUGGUAGUCGAAAUGAUCGCGAAUGAGUCGGACCGUUACCGUAUUGCAACCUCUCUUGAUAUACAGAUACAGAACUAUUGUUAUGAACGUGUGUUUAGAUGGGACUCUAUGAAUGGUCUAUUACUGUUUUUCGGGAAAUUUUUCAAAGCAGUAUCAGAGAAGUCUUGUGAAGAAGCAGCAUGGAUGGUAUCAGGAGACAGAACUGUAUGGGAAUUUGAUGAAUCGGAAGAAUGCAAUUCUCGCCUUGUAAAAGAUAAGAAAGAAGGCAAGAAAAAGAAUCAAAAAAAGCGUCGUUGA